AUGCAUACUACACUUUGGUUCCUCCUCGCUGCUACUGCUGCUGCUCCUAUACUCGGGGCUGACAGCGGUAAGGCGUCUAAGCCUCAGAUGGGCUGGAACUCGUGGAACACAUUCAAGGCCAAUAUAAAUCAGUCCAUCAUCGAGGCCACUGCAAAGGCCUUAGUCGACAAGGGCCUGGCUAAAGCAGGAUACAACUACCUCAUCAUGGACGAAGGCUGGCAAGCCGAUGAACGCGCCGCAGAUGGUUCACAAUUAUUCAACGCCACACGGUUUCCGUCAGGAGGCUCAGCCAUCGUCGACCACGUUCACAAUAUGGGUCUCAAGAUUGGGAUUUAUAGUGACUCGGGUGUAUUCACCUGCGGCUUCGCCCCAGGGAGCUGGGGCUACGAAGAGCUCGACGCCCAGACGUACGCUGACUGGGGCAUUGACUACCUCAAAUACGACAACUGCGGAGGCUUCCACGCCGGAACGCACACCCAACAGGAACGCUUCCAGAUCAUGUCCAACGCACUGCGUAACACCGGCCGCGACAUCUUCUAUUCGCUGUGCCAGUGGGGACACCAGUUCCCCUGGUAUUGGGCGGACCAAGUCGGCGCUGCGUCGUAUCGCAUGUCAGGUGACAUUCACGCCGCAUUUGCAAAGGACAAAUCCGGUGUGUGCAAUACGGCAUACUGUCUCAACACGGGGUAUGCUGGUGUCAGCGUGUUGACAAUGAUCCGCAAGAUGAGGGAGAUUUCUCCAUUUCAGCACAGGAGCCGGGCGUCAUGGGCGGAUAUGGAUAUGCUCGAGGUCGGGGUCGGGAACGUGAUGACAGAGUUUGAGGAGCAGACGCACUUCUCCUUCUGGGCUGCUUUAAAGUCCCCUCUCAUUAUCGGCGCUGACGUCGCCACGAUCCGCGAGUCGUCGCUCAAAGUUCUCCUCAACGAGGAAGUGAUUGCCAUCAACCAGGAUGAGAGGGGUGAAGCGGUGAGGUAUCUCCCCGGUCUAUCGACGGAGGGCAAGGUACAGGUCUGGGCGGGGCCGGUUGAGACUGGGAAAUAUCGGCAUGUUGUCCUGGCGCUGAACUACGGGAACGAGACAGUGGACAUUGAAGUGCCGUGGAAUGAAGUCGGGAUUGAGGAAGGGUGCAGUAGUGGGAUUAAAGUGAGGGACGUGUGGGCCGUUAAGGAUCUGGGGCCUGUGGAAGAAAGGAUUGUGUUACAGGGAGUGGAAGUUGGCCAGACCAAAGUACUUCUACUAUCAUGUUAA
Molecule: messenger RNA, 1248 nt
Organism: Colletotrichum truncatum
Lineage: Eukaryota; Fungi; Ascomycota; Sordariomycetes; Glomerellales; Glomerellaceae
Product: alpha-galactosidase
Biological process (GO): glycoside catabolic process; oligosaccharide metabolic process
Cellular component (GO): cytoplasm
Molecular function (GO): alpha-galactosidase activity
Source: RefSeq, a predicted model, not a curated record